Molecule: messenger RNA, 1390 nt
Organism: Microstroma glucosiphilum
Lineage: Eukaryota; Fungi; Basidiomycota; Exobasidiomycetes; Microstromatales; Microstromataceae
Exons: 3
Coding region: 62-1216 (384 amino acids)
Biological process (GO): TRAMP-dependent tRNA surveillance pathway; U1 snRNA 3'-end processing; nuclear mRNA surveillance
Cellular component (GO): cytoplasmic exosome (RNase complex); nuclear exosome (RNase complex)
Source: RefSeq, a predicted model, not a curated record
CGCUCACACCAAGACCAUCUCUCCAUUGACGAAGCAUCGCCUACGAACUGAGUGAAACAGCAUGGCAGCGACGGCAGCAACAACGGCAGCAGCCACAGGGAGCAGCAAUGCCUCCGCCCUCCUCGCACGUCUGCAUCCCGAACUCUACCUCUCCAACCAUCUCGCCCACUCCUCCCGGUCUUCUUCCUCCACCUCCUCCCCUCUGACCUUCCCGCAAGUAGACCUCAAUCUUGGCCCCAUCUCCUCCUCUUCUUCCUCGGCCAAUCGAACUGCAGGCAUCCCUUCCCCCUCGGCACUAGUCAAGUAUGGAUCCACAACGGUCAUUUGCAACAUCACACCAAGCAUCGUCUACCCUUCCGCUGCCGAAUCCUCCUCUUCUUCCUCCUCAUCAUCAUCUCGUGCAUCGUCAAGCUCAAGCUCAACAAUCAUCCCUUCGAUCUCACUCACACCACUCUCCUCUCCUUCGAACGAUUUCAAGUCUGGAGCGCCAUCCAAUUACGCUCAGGCGACGACGGAGAGGCUCUUCUCUUUCCUGGACGCAGCAAUGCCCUUUGAACCCUCUGUGCUGCAUAUACCCACCGAUCUGGUCGCAGCGGAUGACAGCGCGGGGAAGGAAGCUGUACAGAGUGGUAGCAGUGGUAGUGGUGGUAGAGUGAGAGCAAAAUGGACCCUCUUCGCUGAUUGCGUGGUGAUAGGAUUCGAUGGAGCGCUUCUGGAGACUUGUAUGCUGGCUAUCAUCGCGGCUUUGAGACAGGUUCACUUGCCGAAAGCCGUCUACUCCAUGGACGAGAAUGUAGUCAUCGCCUCGCCUUCUGCGGCCGACUACUGGUCCCUGAAGAGCAAGAUGACCUCUCUUCCCCUCGCCUUCAGCAUGGGCAUCUACAAAGGGACCCUCCUCCUCACUCCCUCCUCAUUCGAAUCCGACCUCCUCUCCUCCUGCAUCCAGCUCUCCCUCUCCUACCCGAACACUGCAGGAUCAUCCACCACACUGCAGCAGCAGAAGCCAGUGCUGAGCGCACUUCAUUCCACCGGACCUCUUUCGGCUACAAAUGUCAAGAAUACAUCCGCUGGGGGAGGAACAGGGACAGUGGGUGCUGCGGAAGAUGAGGACCUGAUUGCUGUAUGCGUACAAAUGGCCGCGGUCAAGGGGGCUGAGAUUGUGCGGCUGAUGGAGGGCAAGGAGGAAGAGCUGCUCAAGCUAGCACGCGGUGCUUGAACCAUCGGUCGAGGCACCAGUAGCGACACGCCGCUUGACACUCCAGUCUCUUCUUUCAGAAUAGACAGACACACAGUCGCAAUGCUAUCUGUGUAUGUUAAUUGUUCCUCUUCAGGCGCUAGCGUUGUUUAUGGGGUGACAAGAAGGAUCAGAAGCACGAGACGAGGAGAGAGG